UUCAGCUCUAUAGCAAAGCAGAGGAUCUAGGAAGCACAGGCAGGGUCAAGAACUCAAGAUCUACUACUAAAGCAUCCGGCGAGAAUGGUUGCCACAAACACGGGCGAGCUGAGGGCGCUCUUCUUAUCACUGGACCGGGACGCGGACGGCAGGAUCUCGGCCGCGGAGCUGCGGGGGUGCAUGCGGGCGACGCUGGGCGAGGACAUGCCCGUCGAGGAGGCUGAGGCAUUGGUGGCGUCGGCGGACGCGGACGGCGACGGGCUCUUGUGCGAGGCUGAGUUCCUCGAGCUGGCGCAGCAGGCGGCCUGGGCGGGCGACGCGGGGCAGGAGGACGACGAGCUAAGGAUCCGGGCGCUGAGGGAGGCAUUCGGGAUGUACGAGAUGGAGGGGCAGGGGUGCAUUACGCCGGCCAGCCUGGGGCGGAUGCUCGGCAGGCUCGGGGCCGAGCGGGGCGCCGGCGAGUGCCGCGCCAUGAUCUGCCGGUUUGACCUUGAUGGCGACGGCGUGCUCAGCUUCGACGAGUUCAAGAUCAUGAUGAGCUAGAGCGCCUGACCCUGGACCCAAGCAUAUACUCCCUGGAGUACCAGUUCCGUCUUGCAUAUAGCCCCUUCGCUCAUUCAUUCAUUCAAUUGUUACAUGGUAGUAGUAGUACAAAAUUUGUAAUGAUGAUGCAUAGACAAUUGAAUAGAGGCCCUAAAUAAAUUUUAUGUAACUUACGCAUAUCUGGUGCCUAAAUAAUAUACUAGGGACUUUUUUGGUA
This is a messenger RNA of Triticum aestivum (bread wheat), 760 nucleotides long. RefSeq names its product probable calcium-binding protein CML31. Gene Ontology annotation, molecular function: calcium ion binding. The coding region runs from base 85 to 543 and encodes 152 amino acids. The transcript has a single exon. The record is from RefSeq and is a predicted model, not a curated record. NCBI's taxonomy places the organism in Eukaryota, Viridiplantae, Streptophyta, Magnoliopsida, Poales, Poaceae.